AUGAGUUAUACAAUUCAUUGGAUGGAUACGGGAAAAAUCUGGGGCCAUGGACCUAAUGCUACAGAGGAAUUCGUAAAAAGAAUGGAUAUAGAAAAAAGGUAUUUCCCAUAUGAGUAUAUCGAUUCACACGAAAAAUUCAAAGAAACGUCAAUACCACCAAUCGAAAAAUUUCUUGGAGUUCUUAAAAGAAAGAUAACACAGAAAGACUAUAAACAUGCAGAAAAAGUAUUGAAUGAAUUCAAAUGCAAAAAUCUGGAGGAGUACCAUGAUUUAAGUGAAAAUCGAACUUUUACAGAUAUGGAGAUGCAUGACUUUGCAGAAAAAGCGAGACGUGGUGGAAUUACAAUGGCAUGUAGGCGUUACUUUAGGGCCAAUAACCCAAAAUGCAAAAACUUUUACAUGCGCAGUCCAAAAACAUGGCUGUCAUACGUUGAUGCAAAUAAUCUUUAUGGAUGGGCAAUGAGUCAAUAUCUGCCAAUCGGAGGUUAUUAUGUGCAACUUGAAUGCCAUUUCCCCUCACAAACGCAUAACUAUUUGCAGGAUCUACCUCCAACGGUUGAAAAUAUUAAGGACUCAUACAGAAAACGAAUAAUCAGAUACAGAGAAUGGUAUGUGAAUAAAAUAGAACUUCUUGAAAACGUUGAAAACUUAUACAAUCUCUACUAUGAAUUGUCUAAAGAAGAGCAGAUUACUGAAGAAGAUAUUGGCAAUAUUAGAGAAUUGUUUGACAAACUGAAAACAAAUCACGGGAGAAGACGUGUAUCUAUGCUUAUUAAAAGAUAUAACAAAGACGCAAUCGGAGAAGAAAAAUAUUGUAGAUUAUUAUCGUUAAAUCAUAAAUCAUCCAAAUACCCAUUAGUUUUAGGUCAAUCGUGGUUGACAGUCCACGAAGCAAUCAUUAAUCUAUGUCGUAGCGAAAUUUCAUUGUAUGGAAUGAGCAUUCCGUUUAUAGAUGAGGAAGAACUUUAUUCUGAUAAGGAUCUUUAUUAUGAAUUUCGGGAGUUGCUUACUAAAAAGUAUUUCAGAGGAGGAAAUGAUCAUAAGCUGCACGAUAGUUUAUCCGAAUCUUCCGAAUCUUCUGUUUCUUCCGUUUCUUCUGUUAUUUGUGAUAUUCCAAGAAAAAACAAACAGUCUCAAGCUAUGGAAGGUGGCGAUCACGUCGAUCCCUUGAGUAAUAUCUCACUCGAGGAGAAUGAAGAGCUUCCAUCCUUGUCGACUGCUGCUUCGAGCCGUGAACAGGAAUUGCUUGACCAACUCGCUUCGUUGCAGGCAUUGCUUAACAAGUCUGUCCAUGAACAAUCUCAAGUUUACCAUGUUAUUGAACGCCCUCAAAACCAUUUUCAGACUGGUCGUUCCGAAGCGGGAACGAAGCAUCGAAAUCACAAUAUGUCUGCUCCUAUCGAUUUCGCAAUAGACUUACUCCAAACCGCAAAAACUGUCGGUGUGACAGAGGUAAAGGACGAAGAUCUUUUUAAGGGUAUUGCUCAGAAUGCCGUUCAACUCGAAUCCGCUUUAUCAAACCGUAAAAGGUACUUUAUGGAAUGCUCGCUUGACGACCAAGAUAGACUAAAAUUCAAACUAUCCGAACCGGGGGUCGUUGUAUACAAAGACGAGAGUAUGCGCCUCUCACUAAGGUCAUCGAGCAGUCUUGCGGAAAAAUCAGAUACUAUAGAUAAGUCUUAG
Messenger RNA from Rhizophagus irregularis DAOM 181602=DAOM 197198, 1683 nucleotides. RefSeq lists its product as uncharacterized. NCBI's taxonomy places the organism in Eukaryota, Fungi, Glomeromycota, Glomeromycetes, Glomerales, Glomeraceae. The record is from RefSeq and is a predicted model, not a curated record.